AUCACAUGCUCUUGCAAACGCGCCGAAACUUGCAGUCUGCUUGUCUCCUUGUUUUGGCUGGUCGCUUGUGGAACUGAUCAGAAUAUUUUACUUUAGUCUUCUAAGUUAAGAGCAGUGGUGGAUUAAUGUAUUUUUUCCAUAGCGAAUACUGGAUCUGACUGUGACUUCAGAUUGAUUUUCCUGCGAUCGUUAAACCGGGAACCAUUCGCUCAGACGAUCGGCUGUAUGUCGUAAAUGAUCGUCAAGAGCCACAACUUCUAAAGGAUGCCGGAACUUCCAGAAAUUCAUUAUGCGUGCAAGUUGAUCAACAAGAUCGGCGCGGAAAAAAGAUUCCGAUCUCCCAUUAUAAAGUCUGGUGCGAUCGUUUAGUAACUACGUCAGCAAAAUGGAGAAAAUCGAAUGGGCCAAAGAGCAUUUCACAGUUCGUGCGUUAAGUCGUGGAAAGGAACUACAAAUGAUCCUGGAGGAAGUCUCAGAUAAGGCUGGAUCGGCCCAGAACUCGGAAUCGCUAAAUGGUUCAUCCAGUGAAACGAGCAACAGCAGUCUCAUGUUGACGUUUGGGUUUGGGAUGUCGGGGAAGUUUUCUUUUGAUAGAUUUGAUGCGAUUCCAAAGCACGCGCAUCUGCAGUUCUUCACUGACGAAAACCCUUCCUAUGUGCUGAGUUUCGUGGAUUAUCGACGCUUUGGAACUUGGCGUGUUGGGGAUUUCGAUUUCGCUCGAGGCCCAGACCCAGUGAAGGAUUAUAAAGAUUUUCGACAGAACGUGCUUGGUAAUCUUGAUAAAUCGGUUUUCAACAAAGCGAUUUGCGAAGCUAUUAUGGAGCAGAAAUAUUUCAACGGCAUUGGAAAUUACCUGCGAGCGGAGAUUUUGCACCGUGCUGAAGUGCCUCCAUUUGUUGCGGCGCGAAGUGUUUUGGAGAAACUUGCUCCCAAGGAUACAGUGGACGUUAAUAACCCAGAUUUAUUGGAUUACUGCAACUUGGUUCCGAAAGAAGUUUUCAAUAUCAUGAAACCAGGCGAAGGAUACAAUCCUAAGUCUGAUAAGGAAAUUUACCGUCCGUUUAAGGGCUGGCUACGCUGCUACAUGGUGGAAGGAAUGACGAAUCUGGUGGACCGACAGGGACGCACGAUCUGGUUUGCCGGAAAUCCCGGUCCAAUGGUGCCUGCAAAAAAUCAAUCUAGACACGGAGCGCGAGGGAAACGUCGGCGAUCACCAUCGUCAUCAGACGACGACAAUAGUGAAGCUGGUUCGGUUAAAGAGAGGAAGGGUGUUAGCGAAGACAAUAGUGAAGCGGAAGCUCUGCAGAGCCAACCGUCCGUUUCCCAGAAAAUCAAACGUGAAGUGCCGCAAGUCACACCGGUUCGAAACGGAAAGCGUGGAGCUGGUGGCCAUGCGACCUCAGCGAACGGGAAUGGCUCUUCGUAUUUUGUAAAAGUGGAAUCUGACGGCGCUGCGGAUACAUUCGAUAUCAAGGCAACCGUGAAAGUUGCUGCGCGCUCAAAGAAAGGCAAAACAGCUCGACAGAAGGUGGAAGAUCCGGAAAUUUCUGAAAGGAAGCAUUCUUUACAAAUUAGAAAGCAAACAAAAGAAGCAGCGGAAUCGGAAGGCGCCGAUCCCAUUAGUGGCGGAAAAACGGGAAAACGGGCUUCGAAAAAGGCAAAGGGGACGGAAAAGCGUGAAAAAGUGAAAAAUGAACCGUUAAUCGGAAGUGAGAAAGGAAAUGUGCGACAUUCUGCGCGACUUGUAGCGGUAAAGGAUGAGCCUUAAGGAACUGGAUGGGAAGCGGAUGAUGUUUUUUUUGCAAAGAUGUGGAGAAUUCGUUAAUGUGGCUUUUUGCCCUGUGCGAAAAUUCUGAUGAUUGUUAUAUUUCUUUCUAAAAAGUCACGUCGUAAAUGAAAUAUGGUUGGUGACUGCUGUAGUUAUGGUUGUGCAUGGUUGAUUGAACUUGAUUCAUAGUUAUUGAUCUUUGCGGACACUGAUUCAGGCUUAAAAUUGCACAAUGA
Messenger RNA from Paramacrobiotus metropolitanus, 2004 nucleotides. RefSeq names its product endonuclease 8-like 1. Gene Ontology annotation, molecular function: nucleic acid binding; zinc ion binding; DNA-(apurinic or apyrimidinic site) endonuclease activity. The coding region runs from base 386 to 1768 and encodes 460 amino acids. Gene Ontology annotation, biological process: base-excision repair. Lineage: Eukaryota; Metazoa; Tardigrada; Eutardigrada; Parachela; Macrobiotidae. The record is from RefSeq and is a predicted model, not a curated record. The transcript is spliced from 6 exons. Gene Ontology annotation, cellular component: nucleus.